Paramecium tetraurelia is the source of this 363-nucleotide messenger RNA. RefSeq lists its product as uncharacterized. NCBI's taxonomy places the organism in Eukaryota, Ciliophora, Oligohymenophorea, Peniculida, Parameciidae. The record is from RefSeq and is a predicted model, not a curated record. The transcript is spliced from 3 exons.
AUGAAAUAAUAGAAUAGGAAACCCUACAGUAAGAACAAUCAACUCAUUAUGUAAAUUAGAGAUUUAGAUCCAUGGUUCAAAUUGAAAUCAUAAGGAACUACUGUGAUUUAAGAGAAAGAUCAUACUUAUCAUAAGAAGUGGAAAUCUGGAAAUAAAAGUGUAUCAAAAUCAAUCAUGAAUAUAACAAAUGUCAAGAAGAGUUAACUAAGAAUUGGAAUCCCUCAAAAAGAGUAAUUGAAGAAAGUUAUUAAUAAAUAUAUACCAGGAAGUCAUCUUGACCUCAAGAAAUAAUCACUUCAAUAACAGGGGGAACAACUGGAUCCUAAUCCUAAAUAAGAAGAACUGGAUAAUAAAUAAGAGUGA